Molecule: messenger RNA, 10035 nt
Organism: Synchiropus splendidus (mandarinfish)
Lineage: Eukaryota; Metazoa; Chordata; Actinopteri; Syngnathiformes; Callionymidae
Product: piezo-type mechanosensitive ion channel component 2
Exons: 54
Coding region: 395-9298 (2967 amino acids)
Source: RefSeq, a predicted model, not a curated record
CAGAAGUCACAGUUCACUAACGGGGAAGGAGGACUCGUGCGUGGCGUGGAGCUUCUCCAGAGUCCAGAAGACUUGAGCGCCUUCCUUUAAAGAAGGGGCGGACUGGACUCUUUGGCUCCGUUCUUCAGGAUUUUCAAAGUCACCUGGAGUUUUUUUUUUUUUUUUUAAUUUGUCGGAGAGCUGGAGAAUGACUCGAACCGGAGCUGCUGAAGCGCCGCGCUGAUGUUCGUCUCCAGAGGUGACAUGCCCGCCGCGUGCGCGUGGAGGACCCGGCGCUCAGGUGACGCCGGGCACAGCUGAUGUGGCCGUCUGGAUCUGACCGAGCGCGGGACUUUAGGAUGCCGCGCGGAGCCUAGGAGGACGGUCCUGGACUUGUUCGAGUGGAUCCGGAGUCAUGGCCUCUGAGGUGGUGUGCGGGCUGGUCUUCAGGUUGCUGCUGCCAGCGUGUCUCGCAGCGGCUUGUCUGUUCAGGUACAAUGUCCUGUCCUUCGUCUACCUCAUCUAUCUCCUGCUUCUCCCGCUCUUCCCGGAGCCGUCAUGCACAACCAUGCAGGGCCACACAGGGCGUCUGCUGCAGUCCCUCUGCUUCACCAGUAUGUCCUUCCUGCUGCUCCACAUCAUCUAUCAGAUUACCAUCAACAGCCUCCUGGCUGGGGACGUCAUCGCCUCCAACUUCAGCUGUUCCAGAUGGGAGAAAUCCAUCCGGCAAAUCGGGUUUGAAAGCGUGAUCGGCGCGGACGCUGGGAACGGCAUCCGAGUUUUCAUCCCUGACAUCGGCAUGUUCGUGGCCGGCCUGGCCAUCUGGCUGCUGUGUCGCAGUCUGGUCCAGAAGAGGCCGCCUGAGGACAUGGCCCAGUACAACGCCGACUUUGACGCAGAGGAACAAGAAGAGGAGGAGAAACUGAGUCUGGAGGACAACAUCCUGCUGGAGGAGGACUUUGAGGACGGAUACGAGGCCGGCGAGGACGAAGAAGACGACGAAUUAGAGGGGGAAGAGGAUGAGGAGGAGGAGGAGGAAGCCAAGGAGAGCACCAAGAUGAAGGUGCUGCGGAUUGUGGCUCAGGUCGCGUCCAAAGUGAAGGAGGUCAUUGGGAACCUGAUCACCACGGCGGGGAAGGUGGUGGUCACCAUCUUGUUGGGGGCGACAGGUAUGAUGCUGCCCUCGCUGACCUCGGCCGUCUACUUCUUCAUCUUCCUCUUCCUGUGCACCUGGUGGUCCCUCUGCCGGACCUUCGACACCCUGAUAUUCAGCUGCAUGUGCGUCCUGAUGGCCAUCUUCAGCGCUGGACACCUGAUCGUCCUCUACCUCUACCAGUUCCAGUUCUUCCAGGAGUCCAUCCCCCCUGGAGACAGUUACAUCAGGUACUUUGGUAUUUCACCCGUGAUUCAGAGCAACUGCCUCCACACGUGGAAGCUCAUCGUGCACCCUGAGAGAAAGUGGAACCACUUUGUGAACCCCAUCAUGCUGCUGAUCCUUUACUACACCCUGGCCACGCUCAUCCGCCUCUGGCUGCAGGAGCCCAUCGAGGAGCUGACGGACCACAGGGAUGAGGAGCUGUGCACGGAGGAGGAGGACCUGGUCGGAAACAGAAAAAACAACUCGGCCAACAGGAAGCGGCAGCUGUGGUGGGGAUCGCGCCAAGGAACAGACGAGAAAAACCUCCUCUCCACCCAGGAUGGCAUCAGUACAACCGAGGCCGUGCCAGCGCUAAACGGAACGUCGUUUGACUUUGUCAUGGACAACGGACCCGUUGGUCUGGACUUCUACUCCACCCCGCAGUACAAGAUGGACACACCUGAGGACUUCACAGGUGAGAAAAAGGACGAGAGCGUCUAUGAAGUGUCUUUGCCACCGGAGGGUUCAGACCUGGACAUGGGUGAGGAGAAAUCAGAGGAGGAAGAGGAGGAGGAGGAAGAUGCUAUGAAGAAGAGAGGCGUCAGCGCCAUGGUCAAGGUCUUCCACUUCAUCAUGAAGCAGAGCUACAUCUGUGCCCUCAUAGCCAUGAUGGCCUGGAGCAUCACCUACAUCAGCUGGCUGACCUUCGUCUUCCUCAUCUGGUCCUGCUUGCUGUGGAUGGUGAGGGACCGCCGGCGCUACGCCAUGAUCACCUCGCCGUUCAUGGUUGCCUACGGCAACCUGCUGAUCGUGCUGCAGUACAUCUGGAGCUUUGAGAAGAUCCAGCACGUUCCUGGACUCUCUGUGGAGAAGCGGAACGUGUUUCACUCGCUCUCGUCGAAGGUUCUGUGUCUGCUGAGUUUCUGGCUGCUGCUGAGACAAACACUGACGGAGCGAAGCGAGAAACAAAGAGAGGCUGAAGCUGGGCUCUCGGAGGUUCAGGUGGAGGAGCAGAAGAAGGCCCAAAAGGAGUCUGAGGAAGGGGAGGAGCAGGACCUCAUGCAGGUCCUGGGGAACAUGGUCAUGGCCAUGCUGGUCAAAUACUGGAUCUACAUCUGCGGCGGCAUGUUCUUCUUCGUCAGCUUUGAGGGAACCAUCGUGAUGUACAAGAUUAUCUACAUGAUGAUGUUUCUCUCCUGCGUGGCGCUUUACCAGGUGCAUUAUGAGUACUGGAGGAGGAUCCUCAAGUACUUCUGGAUGUCCGUGGUCAUGUACACCAUGGUGGUCCUCAUCAGUGUCUACACCUUCCAGUUCAGACAGAAGCUGUCGGACAAGGAGCGACACAGCUUCAGAGACCUUGGACUGGAGAAGUUUUCCGUGUCCGAGUUGUUCACCCGGAUUUUCAUUCCCACGUCCUUCCUGCUGGUGUGUAUUCUUCAUCUGCACUACUUCCACGACCGUUUCCUGCAGCUUACUGACCUGCAGGCCGUCGUGGCCAAAGAGCAGAGCACCAUCUACAGACUGGCUCAUCCUGAGGGGAGUCUGGCCGACCUCACGAUGCUCAGUGCCAACUCGGUGGACGCAGUGAUGCAGAAGACUUCCGACGAAGAGGAGCCCAAGGAGGACCCGGAGUGGAGCGAGGACAAGGCGAAGGAGCAGCUGGUGAUCGUCAUGGACGACGCAGAAAGUGACCCAGUCAAAGUCAGAAACCUGUCGGACCAGAGGCAGUCCAGUACGGACGAGAGCCAACAGCGCAGCGCCAGAUCGGAGCCGGAGCCCAGCACGGAGCAGAGCUCAGACCUGAAGAACAAGUGGCACCUGGUGGUGGACCGUCUGACUGUGCUGUUCCUCAAGCUUCUGGAGUAUUUCCACAAGCUGCAGCUGUUCAUCUGGUGGCUGCUGGAGAUCCACAUCAUCAAGAUCGUGUCCUGCUACAUCGUGCUAAUGGCUCUCAGAGAGGUCUCUCUGUUCAACUACGUGUUCCUGGCGUGCUGGGCGUUUGCACUGCCAUACAGGCAGUAUCGCCCCCUGGCUUCCAGCAUUUGCACCGUCUGGACCUGUGUCAUCAUCGUGUGUAAAAUGUUGUACCAGCUGAAGUCCAUCAAGCCGCCCGACUACUCCAGGAUCUGCUCCAUGCCAGACAGCUACUCUGAGGAGCAGAAGAAAGAGCUGGAGGACUCGCUGCUGUACAGCGGGCCCGUGGAUCCGGCCAACUGGGUGGGCCUGCGCAAGUCGGAUGACCUGCUGGGCUACAUCAGGAACAACCUGGUGAUGCUGGCACUGCUGGCCUUCGAGGUGACCAUCUACCGGCACCAAGAAUACUUCCGCCUGAGGAACAAGCUCUCGCCCCCCGCCGCCAGAAUCAUCUUCCAUGACAUCACGCGGGAACAUCUGGACGACGGCAUCGUCUGCUUCGUCAAAUACUUCAUUAACUACUUCUUCUACAAGUUCGGCCUGGAGACCUGCCUGCUUCUGGGGGUCAACGUCAUCGGUCAGCGCAUGGACUUCUACGCCAUGCUUCACGCCCUGGCUCUGAUCGCCGUCAUGUACAGGCGGAGGAGGAAAGCCAUCGCUGAGAUCUGGCCCAAGUACUGCUGCUUCCUGGCCUGCAUGUUGACCCUCCAGUACUUCGUCUGCAUCGGGAUUCCGCCUGUGGCCUGCAAAGACUAUCCCUGGAGGUUUCCCAACUCCUCCACCAACUCCAAUGUGGUCAAGUGGCUCUACGUCCCUGACUUCCUCUCCCGGCCCAAUCCCUCCUUCCUCAUCUACGACUUCAUGCUGCUGCUCUGCGCCUCCAUGCAGCGGCAAGUCUUCGACGACGAGAACAAGGCGGCGGUGCGGCUCAUGGCCGGGGACAACGUGGAGAUCUGCAGAGACCUGGACGCCGCCUCCUUCAGUGUCCACAACCCCGUCCCGGACUUCAUCCACUGCAGGUCCUACCUGGACAUGCUGAAGGUCAUCAUGUUCAGCUACCUCUUCUGGUUCGUCCUCACCAUCAUCUUCAUCACGGGGACCACGCGCAUCAGCGUCUUCUGCAUGGGCUACCUGGUGGCCUGCUUCUACUUCCUGCUGUUCGGAGGCGAGCUGCUCCUCAAACCCAUCAAGAAGAUCCUGCACUACUGGGACUUCCUGAUUGCCUACAACAUCUUCGUCAUCACCAUGAAGAACAUUUUGUCUAUUUUAGCCUGUGGCUACAUCAACUCGCUGAUCCCGGAUCAGUGCUGGUUGAUCCAGCUCUUCAGUCUGGCCUGCACCAUCAAGGAGUACAAGAUCAACACCAACCAGGCUACCUCUGGGGAUGAGAUCUGCGAGCUGCCCAGCAACGAGGCGGGAAUCAUCUGGGACAGCAUCUGCUUUGCCUUCCUGCUGCUGCAGCGCCGCGUCUUCAUGAGCUACUACUUCCUCCACGUGGUGGCUGACAUCAGAGCCUCGCAGAUCCUCGCGUCCAGAGGAGCGGAGCUCUUCCAGGCCACAAUAGUGAAGGCGGUGCGAGCCAGACUGGAGGAGGAGCGCAAGUCUGUGGAGCAGCUGAAGAGACAGAUGGAGCGCAUUAAGGUGAGGCAGCAAAAGUUUAAGAGGGGCAAGGAGAAGAUGCUGAGCAUGGCGCAGGAGUCCACGGACGGACAGGCCCCCGUCCAGCAGCCCGCCACCGCCGCCGCCGAGGAGGACGACGGAGCACAGCGAACCAAAGCCAAGACCAAAAAAAAGCAGUGGUGGAGGCCGUGGGUUGACCAUGCUUCCAUGGUCAGGAGUGGAGAGUAUUACUUGUUUGAGACUGACAGCGAGGAAGAAGAGGAGGAGGAGGAGAAGAAAGAGGAGGAUCUGCCCAAGAAGUCUGCGUUUCAGCGAGCUAUCGGGAAGUUUGUCUCUGCUGUUCUGGCUUUGCCCAAGUCUGUCAUAAAGCUGCCCAAAACUAUCCUGCAGUAUGUAGUGAAGGCAGGAAAGUUCCUGUACCACGCCUGGAUCACUGACCCCAAAGCUGCUCUGAAGGCACGAGGCAAAGACAAACGCAAGUUUUGGAAGAGAUACACCAAAGGAGUGAGACAUCGCAAACACAAGAAAGAAGCCGGUCACAUCACCAUCGAUCUGGGCGAACUGUCGGACGGACAGGACAAAGAAGAGGAGAACUCCGGGGGUCCAGACAACAUCAUCAAGCGGGUGUUCAACAUCAUCAAGUUCACCUGGGUGCUCUUCCAGACCACAGUGGACAGCUUCACCAAGUGGAUGAACGACAUGUGCCGCGAGUACAUCGACAUCUCCACCGUGCUGCGCAUCGAGCGCUGCAUGCUCACCAGAGAAGUCAAGAAGGGCAACGUCCCCUCCAGGGAGAGCAUCCACGUCUACUACCAGAAGGCCAUGCGGCUCAACACGUCCAGGCAGGCCAGCAUUGACCAGCUCAGCGACGACGAGACUGUGUCUGGAUCCUCCUCCAGGCUCAGACGCAGGCGAAGAGGCUUCCAGGUGCAGAGCCAGGACUCCACUGCCUCCAGAGACAGCAUGUCCAGCGCCUUCACCGAGGCCACCACGCUCUUCUCCCGCCAGUCCACCCUGGAGGAUCUGGACGGGAUGCCCGAGUGCAUCCCCAAAACCAGCGAGCGAGCGAGGCCCAAGCUGCGCAAGAUGUACGGCCUAGACGUGUCCAACUCGUCCAUGGACAGCGGCAGCAGCUUUGUCUCCAGUGAAGCCACGCAGUGUGUAACUCUUUACUCCAGACAAGGAACCACCGACACCAUUGACGAAGUGGAGGAUGAGCAGGACCAGCUGGAGGACAGACAGCGGGCAGCCAGGGAGAGCCAGCCACUGGAGCAGAGCAAACAGGCUGAGGGGGAUCCCUGGAGUGACUCCAAGGUUCGGGACCCCCAGGAGGAAGGUGUGAGGGAAGAACCGGUGGACAUUCAAGAGCAAGAAGAAGAGCCAGAGAUGGUGGAGAGGGACAUCCACUGGACGUCCCUCAGCCCAGAUGAAGGCCCCUCACUCAGGCCAGAGGAGUCUGCCACCUACGCCCUGGAGCCGGACUUUGUCACCGAGAGCGAGGAUGGUGCAGGUCAACCGGAGCUCGCACAGGCCGAGGGACGAGCAGGACUCCUCUACACGCCGGACACCGAUGCUUCCAAGACGUCUGACGUGGACGUGCCGCCCAGCUACAGCAAGGCGGUCAGCUUCGACCGGCUGGAGGUCAGUGACGACGAGAGCGACAUGGACCGCAGGAGGCGCAUGGUCAUGACGUCGGACAGCCGCUCGGACAGCAGGUCGGACAUCAUGUUCCCCUCCAUGACCACCGAGCUGACGGCCAGUGAGCUGCUUCUCAACAAGAUGUUUUACGACGAGGAGCUGGAUCACUCUGAGAAGUUCUACCAGAGUCAGCCCCUCAUCCUGCAGCUGUGCUACGCCCUCUACAACAUGCUGGUGGCUCACUCAGAGAUGGUCUGCUACCUGGUCAUCAUCAUCAACCACAUGGUGUCGGCCAACUUCGCCACGCUGGUGCUUCCCAUCACCAUCUUCCUGUGGGCCAUGCUGUCCGUGCCGCGGCCCAGCAAGCGCUACUGGAUGACGGCCAUCGUCUACACCGAGGUCACCAUCGUCAUCAAGUACUUCUUCCAGUUUGGCUUCUUCCCUUUCAACCAGAACAAGAUCUACAAAGACAAACCCUACCACCCCCCCAACAUCAUCGGGGUGGAGAAGAAGGACGGCUACGUCCACUACGACCUGGUGCAGCUACUGGCCCUGUUCUUCCACAGAUCCAUCCUCAAGUGUCACGGGCUGUGGGACGAGGACGACCCCAAAGAGAAGAGGGAGGCGCCCCGAGCGAGCGAGUCAGAGGACGAGAGGGGGCCGACUCUCGACAGCGACAGAGAGUCGGAACCGGCGUCUUCGGUGACCAACGAGAGCAGAGGCUCAUCCCACACCGUCAGGUCUGCUUUCGGGACGUCCGUCGACUCGGACCGCGUUCAGCUGCAGAGUCAGCCGCAGCAGACGUACCAGCGGCGCAAGAGCUCCAGCGGAGGCUCGCACAUCUCUCACAGAUCCCUCCACUCAGCCGCUCGCUCCAAGAGAGGGAGUUUGACCUCACGGAACAGCAGCCACAAAGACGGCAGCGAGGCCAGCGUUCAGCAGAAGACCCGCAAGCAAAUGAUCAUGGAGAAGCUGAAGGAGCAGCUCUUCAAGGGCAAAGCCUUCCUCAUCAAGAAGUUCAUGGAGCUCUACAUCCCCAUGCGGCAGUUCUUCUACAACCUGAUCCACCCGGAGUACAGCGCCGUCACCGACGUCUACGUGCUGAUGUUCCUCGCCGACACGGUCGACUUCAUCAUCAUCGUGUUUGGAUUCUGGGCCUUCGGCAAACACUCGGCGGCAGACAUCACCUCCUCGCUGUCCGAGGAUCAGGUUCCCGGGCCUUUCCUGGUCAUGGUCCUGAUCCAGUUCGGAACCAUGGUGGUGGACCGGGCCCUCUACCUCAGGAAGUCAGUCAUGGGCAAGGUCAUCUUUCAGGUCAUCUUGGUGUUCGGAAUCCACUUCUGGAUGUUCUUCAUCCUGCCAGGCAUCACGGAGAAGCGCUUCAGCAAGAACACGGUGGCUCAGAUGUGGUACUUCGUCAAGUGCAUCUACUUUGGGCUGUCGGCCUAUCAGAUUCGCUGCGGCUAUCCCACCCGCGUCCUUGGAAACUUCCUCACCAAGAGCUACAACUACGUCAACCUCUUCCUGUUUCAGGGCUUCCGGUUGGUGCCCUUCCUGACGGAGCUGCGGGCGGUGAUGGACUGGGUCUGGACCGACACCUCGCUGUCUCUGUCCAGCUGGAUCUGUGUGGAGGACAUCUACGCUCACAUCUUCAUCCUCAAAUGCUGGCGAGAGUCUGAGAAGAGGUAUCCGCAGCCGCGAGGCCAGAAGAAGAAGAAGGUGGUGAAGUACGGCAUGGGCGGGAUGAUCGUCAUGCUGCUCAUCUGCAUCGUCUGGUUCCCGCUGCUCUUCAUGUCCCUGGUCAAGUCUGUCGCCGGGGUGGUCAACCCACCGCUGGACGUCUCGUUUGAGAUCACUCUGGCUGGUUUCCAGCCCAUCUUCACCAUGAGCGCUCAACAGAAACAGCUGCAGAACGUGACGGGGCUGGAGUUCGACGGCUUCAAGAAGAAGUACCAAUCGGACGAUAACGCUCUGCAGUGGCUGGAGAGCUACAUGGCUGGAGACCUGAUCAUCGCCGAGCUGAAGGGAAGCUCCAACUCUCUGUGGACCAUCAGCCCUCCCAGCAGAACCAACCUGAUCGAGAUGCUCAACACCACGGAGGAGGACUUCCCCAUCACCGUGUCCUGGUCUGUGCAAAGGAACCUGAGUUUGGGGGCGAAGGCUGAGACGGCGUCUGGGAAGCGAGUCACGUCUCUGGACACCAAAACCAAGGAGGACCUCAUCAAACUGCUGAGUGGAAACAGCAGCAACGCUCAAGUGACCCUGACCGACAUCUUCCCUCGCUACAUCCGCGCCCCCAGCGACUCCGACUCCAAACCCGUGGAGCAGCUGUACAAAGAUGAGAAGAUGUUCUCCAUCAACCUGAUGCUGAUGCGGACGCAGCAGGACUCGGAUCAGAACCAGGAGUGGUGGAUCGUCAACCAGACGGAGGGCGGCCCCAUCGAGAGGAAGAGGUCCAGCUACGACGCCGGGCUGGAUGUCUACGUCUUCAGCGACCAGGUCAGCCCGCCCAGCUUGGGCUUCCUGGCCGGAUACGGGAUCAUGGGUCUGUACGCGUCGGUGGUCCUGGUCAUCGGCAAGUUUGUGCGCGAGUUCUUCAGCGGGAUCUCGCACACCAUCAUGUUCGAGGAGCUGCCCAACGUGGACCGCAUCCUCAAACUCUGCACCGACAUCUUCCUGGUGCGAGAGACGGGCGAGCUGGACCUGGAGGAGGACAUGUACGCCAAGCUCAUCUUCCUGUACCGCUCGCCCGAGACCAUGAUCAAGUGGACCCGGGAGAAGACGCAGUGACCCGGGUGGCCUCCUCCCCACCCACUUCCCACUGUGAAGGGUUUUGCUUUCUACUUCUGAGCACAAGUCUUCACCAGAUGAAGCCACUUACUUGAUUUUUAAAACUAUUCCGUCUUUAUUUUUUCAACAAUGAAAUGGGCGUCGACAAACAAGGGCUUCCCUCCGGUGGAUCAACGAGAGCACACGCUCAUCGGGGGGGACUGUGCAAUACUCCUCCGUCCCAGAAGGCAGGACUGGCCCACAUCAGCAGGAGCCUCCCAGAUGAAGACGUCACUCGCCUUAUUCUGUUUGUAUCCGUCACAACACAAACAACAUAUCGUUCUCAGGAAGAGCUGUUUUCACUGAUGCGAGAGGCGGGAGGGGGAGGGGCCUCGGAAUCCAGGGGCCACUCCGCUUCGGUCCCCACAGAAGGGCUGAACGGCGACGCUCUCUUGUCCAAACUAUGCAUUAUAGGACACCGUAGCAUGAAAGUCAUUUUACCAGUUUUCUCCAUGUAAAUAGAGGAGGAGGAGGAGGAAUGAAAUGUGAAACUGCACUUGUAUGUUAAUGUGACAUGACUAGAAAAGAGGUCCGGAGAUAUGAAAAAUAAUAAAAAGCUGAAGACUGAUGACCAGCUGGAACUUGUUUCAGCUUCUUCCGGUAGGGGGCGCCAGAGGACCCGUGUGGCCGACACGAAGGACGACCUGGAGCCGAAUGUAAUGAUGAAGACACACUGAUUUAGCAGAAAUCUUUGGCAA